AUGGGUGCCAUGAUGAGACUAGAAGAAUCAAUUUAUUGGGGUGGAGAGCAUACUGACAUACAUUGGAGUUGGACCGUUGGUGCAUUAAAUUCUGGAGUUAAAAUAGUUAGAGAAAUACUUCUUGAAAAUUUAAUGGGUGAUAAAUGGUCUGAAUUAAAGAA
Messenger RNA from Dentiscutata heterogama, 161 nucleotides. NCBI's taxonomy places the organism in Eukaryota, Fungi, Glomeromycota, Glomeromycetes, Diversisporales, Gigasporaceae. The record is from the annotation of a GenBank genome assembly.